Molecule: messenger RNA, 1824 nt
Organism: Chroicocephalus ridibundus (black-headed gull)
Lineage: Eukaryota; Metazoa; Chordata; Aves; Charadriiformes; Laridae
Product: carboxymethylenebutenolidase homolog
Exons: 6
Coding region: 1096-1824 (242 amino acids)
Molecular function (GO): hydrolase activity
Source: RefSeq, a predicted model, not a curated record
GAGAAGCUGUUAGAGCAGGCACUCUGGUAUACAGCACAAAGUAUGGCCUACAGAAAAAUUAGACUGGCAUAACCAGAAAGCACAAAGGUCUGCGGGCUACAAAUCACAUGGUAAAAGGCACUGCCACCCUGGAUCUUCCCUGUGAGCCACAGGGCCUUUGGAGGACGUGCUCCCUGGUGACUGGCCAUUUUUCCACCACAUCUCAUAUGGCUGCCCCUAACUAGCAGGCAGCUGCUGCUGUGCCAGUGGGUUCCUGGCUCAGAGACAGAGAGAAGUAGUCUCAAAAGCACUGCGUAUGCAAUAAUGUUUACUGCUGGAUCGGGAGGACGGCCCAGGCCGUUGGAUUGAUGCGAGAUACUGACUCUGAAGCCUCGGUAUUGACCGACGCGUUUCCUUUCAGCUGGUGUUUGCUUCUUAUCGAACCUAGGCUAGGAUUAGGAGCUACCUGACAAAUCAAACUUCCUGAAUGAAAAUGUGACUUGUGAUUCAUGUUUUGCACACUUGCUGUAUGCUAUAAAUGGUGUAGCAGUACUGCACCAGACAUACAUCUAGGGAUGGACAUAAUGGCUCAGCACCAUCAGAGACAGCCAUGAUAUAGGCUCCAGAUCUGCUUAUUUUAGAAAAUAUUCCUGAGGAGGUGCUUGGCUACGCACCAGGGUUUGUUCUAUGGAUUAUUAAUGUUUCAACCAGGAAAGAAACUAUGUCUGCUACCGUUUUCGGUGAAAGGUGAGGUUCCGCUAGAGUGUAAAAAACCUAGUCUAAAAUGAUAUUACAGGAGAAAUCGCUGUUGAAUAGGUUUGACUGAGAAGAAAAUCAAGACUGUUUCUCUAUGUCUAGAUUUCAAGAAGCUAGGUAAUAUUUGUCUGAUCGACGCAUAUCCAUUUCCACGCAUUAAAGAAAUAUUUGCAGAACUUCACAACUCUUCUCAAGAUCUGCAGAAGGUCAUCACUAAGUUACAUUGCUGAAAUGCAGCAGGGAUCUUUUCACAUAUAUUCGUUGCAUGGAUUUUCCGUUUAAAACAUAGGCCCUAUCAACUUGGUGAGAUCCCACUGUCACACCGAGAGUGGAGCCGAUGGCCAUUAACCAGGUUUCCAAAUGGCUGAUCCUUUUCUAUAUAAUACUGGAGAAAGAUCUCAAUAUGGGUGCCUUGGACACGAAGUACAAAUUGAGCACAUCAAGGCAUAUGUUUGCAGACCAUCUUUUUUCACAGACAAAGCUGUGAUUGUGAUUCACGAUAUAUUUGGAUGGCUGUUCCCAGACAUUAGAUACAUAGUCGAUUUGAUUGCAGGUCAUGGAUACAUAACCAUCUGCCCGGACUUCUUCAAGGGGACAGACCCCUGGAAAACUACUGAUCACUGGGCUGACUUUGCUGACUGGAUGAAAGCUCAUGAUCCUAUGAAAGUAGACAAGGAAGCUGAUGUUGUCUUGAAGUAUCUAAAGGAACAAUGCGGUGCAAAGAAGAUUGGUAUCGUUGGGUUUUCCUGGGGUGGAAUGGCAGUACAUCACUUGAUGCUGAAAAAUCCUCAAUUAACCGCUGGGGUGUCCCUCUAUGGAAUAAUUAGGGACUCCGAAGAAAGAUACAAUUUACUAAAUCCAACAUUUUUUAUUUUUGGUGAGAAAGACCACACUAUUUCUUAUGAUCAGAUCACCUUAUUGGAGGAGAAGCUGAAACAGUACUGUAGAGUGGCGUAUAAAAUUAAAGUUUAUCCUGGACAAGUUCAUGGGUUUGCACAAUUGAAGCCAGAAGAUAUGAAACCUGAGGAUAAACCUUAUAUUGAAGAAGCUAGAAAGGAUAUGAUUGAUUGGAUCAAAACGUUUAUUUGA